UACGAGGGGAGGGUAUGGUUUCUCAUCUCCAACAAAGACCCUUUGAUUAAUUAUUCAGAGGAAAGCCUUUAACCCUUUCUUCCUUGUUCGAUUUCAGAUCGUCUCCUCCAAAUCUCAACACUAUUAAACAAACCCUCCUCCCGAAAAUCACCAACCCACCUCGUUUCUCCGUCUUCUUCUUCUUCUGCAUCACCCUAUCUCGCUCGAUUGCGACCAUUUCCCGUUCAAAUUCCUCCAUCUGAUUCGGAUUUGAAAAUUGAAGUGUCUUUAUCGGCGAAGAGACAAAGGUGGACGUAAAUCUGGAAGCUUUGUCGUGUUUUUUUCGUGUACAUGCAGAGUUUUGGGGGAAAGUUACGUGAGAUUGAUUAAAAGAGAGAGAGAGAGGAAUGGAAGGAGAGAUGGUAGGUAAAGUGAAGAGGGAGAAGGUUGUAGCAUGCAUGACUUGUCCUCUCUGCGAUAACCUCCUCCGUGACGCCACCACUAUCUCCGAGUGCCUUCACACCUUUUGUAGAAAAUGCAUAUAUGAGAAAAUCACAGAGGAUGAGAUAGAGUGCUGUCCCGUAUGUGACAUUGAUCUCGGGGGAACCCCGCUGGAGAAACUAAGGCCCGACCACAUUUUGCAAGACUUGAGAGCUAAAAUAUUUUCUCUAAAACGAAAAAGAGAGAAGGCUCCUGAACUUGUGUCCUCAAUCACAUUACCUGCAAGGAGGAAGGAGAGGUCUAUCUCGUCUUUGGUGGUAAACACACCUAGGGUUUCAGCACAAACUGGUACAACAGGAAAAAGAACAAAGUCUCUCAUGAGAAAAGAUGUACGUGGUAGUGGUUCAUUCACUAAGAGAACUGUGAAGAAGGAAGAAGAAGAUUCUGGAGAUUAUCAUACAGAGAGCGCAAGCUCGCCUGAAACACUUAAAAAUUUUACUCAGAAGAAAAGGCAGGUAAAGAAGUCUUCAUAUGCAGAGCCUAAUCAGUCUCUCUCUAAUCGAAGAAACAAGGAUGUUGCUGAACCUUGGGAUUCCAAAUUACAUCUUUGGAAGCCUUUAAAUUUUCUUGUGGAUGUGGCAAACGGCACAAAGUCUUCUAGCUCUCAAGGGUUGGAGUUGAACCCAAACUCUGAGCAUGGAAAUGCAUCUCACAAUGAUGUCCAGGGGAACAAAACCAAAGCAAAGGAUCAUAAACGAAAAUGUAAAUUUGAGGAAAGCGCUAAUGGUGAUCCUACAAAAACAGAAACUGCUGCGCUUAAAAGAACACGAAGGACUCGCCGGAAAAGGUCAUCCACUUUUGGUGAUUCAAGAACUCCACCAUUACCGGAUGCAGAAAGCCUGAAACAGGAGAGGAGGAAUGGUCCGGGAAGGAGAAACAUCACUGCCUCAGAUUCCAGCAAACUACUUGAGAAUAAGGUAGAGAUAAGAUGUAUGGGAGAACCGGUGAUACCAACGUUGCAGCUUCACAGCUUAGUGGAGCUGUGGUUGCAAACAACAACUUCUAAACAUGAAAGAGUCACUGCAUCGAUAGGUUCCUCUGCAAAGGAGUUUGUUAUGGUGCUAGUUUAUGCUCGGAAGCUCCCUGAAUGCAACAACUAA
Molecule: messenger RNA, 1580 nt
Organism: Eruca vesicaria subsp. sativa (arugula)
Lineage: Eukaryota; Viridiplantae; Streptophyta; Magnoliopsida; Brassicales; Brassicaceae
Source: the annotation of a GenBank genome assembly